AUGUUAAGAGAAGCGCUGCGAGAAUGCCCAUGGAAUUGUCUUACUCACACUUCAUGUAGAAGCAGUGACCUAAAACUGCCUCGGACUGCGCAGCUGAAUCUAAAACUGCAAACUUUAAGCACAGCGAGUACAAUGGAAGCUUUGCUCAUGAAGUUGAAUGAAUCGAUGAAUAUGGAUGCUUAUGAGGCCAGAAAUGUCUACUACGGUGUUGCAAACAGUAAGUAUCGACAAGCUCUAAUGGAAGUGUUUCUCGAAAGAAAAGAAUUCAUCAGAAUGCAAUUGGAUCCUACCGUCUACGAGAGUCCACCUCCUUCACACCAGAUCAAUGAAAUGCUGAAAGCGCUGGAUAAUCCAGUUUUGCCACUGGAUUGCACCGACGAGCUGGACGAGGAUUCCGAAAAGCUCGAGAAGGCUUAUAUCGGAAAAAUGAUCGAGCUUAGAGAUUUGCUCCAUACCAAUAUUCGUGAGCUACAACAGGGAUGCGACCACAUCAAAGCUGACAUAUGCCGAGUGUUAAGAAAUCAACAGAUGCUUAGGCCGAUUGAUCAUCAGGAUGUUAAUCGUGCAGUUGAGUCCAUUCGUCGCAAACACGAGCAGACGGAGAUAGAAGCUAAGCAGAUAAUAGCUAAUAGUGUGAUGAUAUUUCAGACAAGGAUUGCGGAUGUGACAAAACGAAGAAGGAAUUUUAGUAAAGAGGCUACGAGUAUACUGCAAGAGUACUAUGAUAGCCACUUAGAGCAUCCUUAUCCAACAGAAGAAGAAAAGGCUGCUCUUGCUGAAAAGUGCCAUAUUUCCAUACAGCAGGUAUCGAACUGGUUCGGUAAUAGGAGGAUACGCACGAAAAAGUCCCAGCGGUCCCAAGAACUGCUCAAAACGGGUUCCCGCUACAACUGCGCAUCUGAGGAUGGAAGAUGAACCUUCACAUCAAGUUCGUUCUUAUUAGGCUCUAACGGAAUUCAAUUUCUCUCUGGGUAUGUGUCUGUUUGAAUGAUGCUCCAAAGUAUUGCGAUAAAUGUGCGUGUGUUA
Molecule: messenger RNA, 1026 nt
Organism: Cylicocyclus nassatus
Lineage: Eukaryota; Metazoa; Nematoda; Chromadorea; Rhabditida; Strongylidae
Source: the annotation of a GenBank genome assembly